Canariomyces notabilis is the source of this 2018-nucleotide messenger RNA. Its product is annotated as putative O-methylsterigmatocystin oxidoreductase. The transcript has 3 exons. The record is from RefSeq and is a predicted model, not a curated record. Gene Ontology annotation, molecular function: monooxygenase activity; iron ion binding; oxidoreductase activity, acting on paired donors, with incorporation or reduction of molecular oxygen. Bases 147 to 1808 code for a protein of 553 amino acids. NCBI's taxonomy places the organism in Eukaryota, Fungi, Ascomycota, Sordariomycetes, Sordariales, Chaetomiaceae.
CCUCAGCCCCUUGUUUCGGUGUGCCAUCACGGUGGUACCCACGUGCUGGGUACGACGCCGGGAUCAUGACGCUUCACUAAGUAUAUGCCUCCUCCUACCACUUGAACCAGUAGAUGCACGUCAGCAAGGGAGAAGAUCAGAUCAUUAUGGCGUUUCUCGAGCUGCUCACCUUCACCAACGCCCUUCUCAUCCUCACAGUCGGCCUCGGCCUGCUCGUGCUUUAUGUGUUGGUAGAACGGUGGUUGCAGACCAGGGUGCUCUCGACCAUCCCGAGCCCAGACGGUAAUGUCUGGCUAUGGGGCCGGCCGGGCCUGCCGCCGAACGCGAUAGAUGUCAUGCGACGGUGGGCCCAGGAGUACGGCGAGCUGUUUAGGCUGCGGAUCGGGUGGUACGACUGGGUUGUGAUCAACAGCCCGGAGGCAUUCAAGGAGAUCUUUGACAAGCAGUCAAUAGCAACCUCGUCCAAAAUCCCCGCUCCCAUCGGCCAUGACCUCGUCACGGGCGGUCUGCGGAUGUUCACCAUGCCGUACGGCCCGCACUGGCGUGCCCACCGCAGCUUUAUGCACCGGCUGCUGGCGCCAAAACCGACGCUCGAAUUUGUCCCGAGCCAGGAGUUCGAGGUCAAGCAGUUCCUGUACCAGCUGGCCUUUGACAACGAGGACCAGGCCGCCUUCUUCCAUCACGUGCGGCGCAUGUCCUUUUCCAUCGUCACCACCUCAACGUACGGCCGGCGCAUCGAGUCGCAGGACCAUCCCGAGCUGCGCUUUGCCGAGGAGUCGUCGGCGCUCCUGGGGCGUAUCACCCGCCCGGGGGCCUUCAUUGAGGAUGAUAUCCCGCCUCUGGCCAAGUUUUUGCCAGAGCUUUUGCAGCCGUCGCGUCGACAGGCGAAGAAGUAUGCUGAUAUCAUCUUGCGUGGCAAGAUGCGCUCCUGGAACCAGCUCAAGGAUGAGAUCAAGGCCGGGGUUGCGGCGCCGAGCUUUGGGCGGGAUCUGGCCGAGAGCGAUCUCUGGGAGCAGGGGCUCACGGAUGAGGAUGCCGCGUGGAUCACUGGAGGCCUAGUCGAAGCCGGCGCCGAGAUCACCUCUGUCGUGAUCCAAAACCUGAUUCUCUAUCUCGCCGCAACCCCAGCAGCACAGCAAGAAGCCCACCAAGAACUAGACUCCGUCCUGGCCAACCGCCCCCCGACAUUCUCCGACCUGCAGAACCUCCCCUACAUCCGGGCGUGCGUCAAAGAAAUCCUCCGGCUCUGCCCCGUUCCAACAUGGGCCAUCAAGCACUUCACCGACGCCGAGGUGCGGUACAAACAUCACCGCAUCCCCAAGGGAACCGUCAUCCUCGCAAACACAUCCUUCAUGCACUGGGACCCAGACCGGUACCCGGAACCCCACGUGUUCCGUCCCGAGCGGUACCUGGGGCAUAACAAGACCUCGGCGGAAUAUGCUGUUGCCAGUGAUCCCAGGCAACGGGAUCAUUUCACGUUUGGCGGGGGAAGACGCAUGUGCCCUGCCAGUCGUCUCGCGGAGAAUACGCUCGAUAUUACGGUGGCGAAUAUGCUCUGGGCGUUUGAGCUCCGGCCGCCUUUGGUCAAGCAGGAGGAUGGGAGGUUGGUUGAGGGGGUGGUGGAUACGAGUGAUAAUGCGUUCCAGCCGUCGGCGUUUCGUGGGCCGAAGCCUUUCCGCGUAAGGUUUGUGCCGAGGAGUGAGGAGCGGUUGGAGAUGGUGCGUGAGCAGUGGGAGAGUGCGAGGGAGACGGGUUAUGUGCUGCGUGGGCAGAAGGUGCAGGUUGGAGGGGCGAGGGGGAAGGAGUGAGUUCAAGGGAACUACUAUAGUAAGUAGGGAGAGGAAGGGGAUUAUUUGACGUUAAGUAAGGUACCUUACCCAGAUUGAUCAUUGUAUGUGGAAGGGUUUGGGGGCGGUUGGAUCUGAUAUGGGAUUGAUGGUUGUAGAGCGUAGUACUUGAUGGCUUCAAAGUUUCAGGGGGCUCAUUGAAUCGGUCCAUCAUCUUGAUGUCGGAGAGGU